Messenger RNA from Aspergillus calidoustus, 1161 nucleotides. NCBI's taxonomy places the organism in Eukaryota, Fungi, Ascomycota, Eurotiomycetes, Eurotiales, Aspergillaceae. The record is from the annotation of a GenBank genome assembly.
AUGAGGCUCUCAACCCUCACUCUCCUCGCGGGCCCCGCAGCCGCCGCAGCCUCAAAAUCCUACCUCACCUGGAUGGCCGACUCGUGGAUCGUCAACAACCGUGAACACGAAGGCGCCUAUUGGUAUGGACGCGCCACAAUCUACGAGGGCUACGAAGCAGCCUACUCUUUGUACAAGAACGAAACAUUGCUCUCCUGGUAUAGGUCCCAAAUCGACGACGUCGUCGUAACCGAAGACGGGUCCCUCGUCGACUUCAACGAAACAUACUACUCGCUCGACGACUACCGUAUCGGGAACAACCUCCUGUACUGGUACGAGCGCACCGGCGAAGAGAAGUAUCGCCUGGCGGCUGACCGCAUUCGCGCUAUGCUCGACCGCCACCCGCGGACUGAGACGGGCGGCUUCUGGCACCGCCAGCCGAAUUAUCCGAACCAGAUGUGGCUGGACGGGAUCUUCAUGGCGGAUGUGUUUUACGCAAAGUGGACGAAGCUCUUUGAUGCAAAGAACCAGUCUGCUUGGGAGGAUAUCGUCCUGCAGUGGGAUAAGAUUGAGGAGCGGACUCGCGACCCCGGUGGCACCGGCCUGCUCGUUCACGGCUUCGACGAGAGCAAGACGGCUAUCUGGGCGGAUCCCGUUACGGGGGCGUCGCCACUUGUUUGGAAUCGGGCUGUGGGAUGGUAUUUUGUUAGUCUCAUUGAGAUUCUCGAUAUCUACCCGAAGCACCUCGAUGGGUAUAAGCGGUUGCUGGGAUACUAUAAGCGCCUUGCCAAGGCGAUUCUGCAAGCACAGGAUCCUGAGACGGAUGGCUGGUAUCUUGUCCUCAGCAAGCAGUAUAUAGGUGCCGAGGGCAAUUACUUUGAGAGUUCUGCGGCUGCGAUGUUCACCUAUGGGUGGUUGGCUGGCUUGCGAAGGGGGUAUCUUGAUGAGAGGACGUUCUCGAGGCCAGCCGCCAAGGCGUACAGACAUCUGAUUGACGACUUUGUUACGAAACACCGCAAUGGCACAAUCACCUGGGAGGGAACUGUUCAGGUCGGAUCCCUGAACAGUAAUGCAACGUUCGAGUACUACACCAGCAUUCCCGUCGUUCCGAAUGAUACUCGUGGGGUUGGCCCGUUCCUGCUUGCAUCUUAUGAGUGGGAUAUUCGCCAGAAGCGAAACUGA